AUGGUGUCAUUCAUGGACCUACUGCCUGUUGAGACAGUCAGCCAUAUCGUUCAGUACCUUGGUACUGGCGACGCCAACCGCUUUGGGCAAACUUGCAAGGGCGCUUACAUCAUCACAAACCCUAUUGUCUACAAGGACAACGUCCCCACGAAGACUAAGCGAGGACCUGUUACUUGGGGCGUUGUUACGCGUCAACUCCGAGUCAUCGAGAUGGCAGUAGUCGCUGGGGCAGAUUUAUGGGCGACCGACUGGUUAUCCUGCUAUCAAUAUGAGCUUGGCUUAACAGGACGUUUCGAUGACCAAUAUGAGUGGUGGUGGGGAGAUGAAGCCAGUAUGCAGGGACGAGGCUCACCCCUUCACUAUGCCGCCAUGAUCAACAAUGCCGAGGCGGCUGAGUAUCUACUACAGAACAGUGCAAGGCACCCUCGCGGCGACUUAGAAAAAGACUGGUCCAUUGCUAUGUGCCCCUGCGAAGUGGUUAAUCAUGAAGAAUGGGACGGCGGUGUUAGGGCAUUUCUACCACUUCACACAGCAGCCUGCCAUGGAAAUCUGGAUGUCGCCCGAGCUCUGCUGGAGCGUGGUGCCUCUGCUAGCCACCAUUCCGACAUAUACAACAACACGCUUCUUCACUCACUCGUUCACAAAGGUCCCAAUCGCUUGGCAAUGAUCAAGUUAAUUGCAAGUCAACCGGAUGUGGACAUCAAUGCAAGAGACGAUGAUGAAGCAACUCCAUUGGAAUUGGCGCUUUACGAACCAAAUAAUGGCAAGAUUAUUGCCAAAUUAGUACAGCUUGGAGCAAUUGACACCUUACCUCCACACGCCAACCUCCUCAGGCGUUGCUUCACAGAUCGCGAUUUGGGAAACGCCCUGGCUCUUCUUGAAGCGGGCGUCUACAGUCAUGACCACCUGCGCCCGGUUGUGGAUGGUCUCUUCUGUGCCUUGGUUAAUCCAGUAUCAUAUGGGCAAUGGACAACGACAUCUAAUUACGGCCCCCUUGAUUCGCGGGCUAGGAGGGUAGUGAGGGAAAUGCCCGAAGAGCUGAUAGCAAGGAUUGUCCGCAUCAUGAUUGAGAAGUACGAUCUCGAUAUCAACACCCCGCUCCACGAUAGCCGCCACACCCCGUUGAACUUCAUUAUUCAUCUUGGAAACCGGACAAAGCUCAAAUUCUUGGUCACCCUCUUGAUCAACCUUGGCGCCAGACUCGACGUCGCAGAUCAACUUGGCCACAAUGCCCUUGUCGCAUGUUUAUGGGCUUCAUUAGAAAGUGAGGAAGAUAUCGGAUUGCGCGCAGCGCCAGUUGGCGCCAUGACGUUGACAUGA
Neurospora tetraspora is the source of this 1320-nucleotide messenger RNA. RefSeq names its product ankyrin repeat-containing domain protein. The coding region runs from base 1 to 1320 and encodes 439 amino acids. Gene Ontology annotation, biological process: regulation of barbed-end actin filament capping. The transcript has 2 exons. Gene Ontology annotation, molecular function: protein binding. Lineage: Eukaryota; Fungi; Ascomycota; Sordariomycetes; Sordariales; Sordariaceae. Gene Ontology annotation, cellular component: nucleus; cytoplasm. The record is from RefSeq and is a predicted model, not a curated record.